Messenger RNA from Neocloeon triangulifer, 588 nucleotides. RefSeq lists its product as uncharacterized. NCBI's taxonomy places the organism in Eukaryota, Metazoa, Arthropoda, Insecta, Ephemeroptera, Baetidae. The record is from RefSeq and is a predicted model, not a curated record. The coding region runs from base 119 to 484 and encodes 121 amino acids. The transcript is spliced from 2 exons.
GUGGCUUUCAACGCGCCUCGCCAGCCAAUUGGUCGAGUACUGUGAUAGCGCAAGGUUUAUAAACUCUUAAGUGCAGCGUUUUCUUUACAUAUUUUCCGAAGCAAGACAGAGGAACAUCAUGAACAAACUGAUUCUUCUUGGUUUUGUGCUGGUCACCCUCUUGGCUGUCAGCACCGAAGGUAAAGGUGUAUCUGAGCAGCGGAAAAAUGAGCUUGAUGACAAGCUCACGGGUUUCGCUUCCGAACUUCGCGAAAAAAAUAAAAAUCCACCAAAAAACCCUUCCAAAGUGACCGCGCCCCCCAAUAAACCAGGAAAUAAACCAGACAAGAAACCGAACAAGAAACCAAACAGUCAAUCAGAAAAACUCCCAAACAAUAAUAAAGGAACAGAUAAACCUGAUCAUUUAAAAGAAAAGGGUCCGUCCAAAAAAUCGACUCCACAAGCAAGUGAUGAAGUGGAUGCAACAGAAAAUCCAGAAGUGUGAGUUGCAACGAAAAAAAUCAGCCAAAACCUAAACGAAACCAACAACAUCAUAUUUUAUGAAUGGCUGCAAUGUUUUUUGUGUUUUUGUGAAAACAAUAUAAGCUU